AUGGUCCAGCUCACUACUGUCCUUUGCAAGGCCUACCAUGGAGGCCACUUAACCAUCUGCCUUGCGCUCGGUGGCUGUACCAACAGGCCUUUCUACCACAUCGUGGCUGCUCACAACAAGUGUCCCAGGGAUGGCCGUUUUGUAGAGCAGCUGGGCUCCUAUGAUCCAAUGCCCAGCAGUCAUAGAGAGAAACUCGUUGCUCUCAACCUGGACCGGAUCCAGCAUUGGAUUGGCUGUGGAGCCCACAUUUCAAAGCCUGUGGAAAAACUUCUGGGUCUUUCUGGCUUUUUCCCUCUGCACCUGAUGGUGAUCACAAAUGCUGAGAGGCUGCGAUGGAAACAGGCACGAGAAGUCCUCUUAGCAGCUCAGAAAACAGAUACAGAGGCUACAGAAACAAAAGAGAACUGAC
Messenger RNA from Dama dama (fallow deer), 409 nucleotides. Its product is annotated as small ribosomal subunit protein bS16m-like. The transcript has a single exon. Bases 1 to 408 code for a protein of 135 amino acids. The record is from RefSeq and is a predicted model, not a curated record. NCBI's taxonomy places the organism in Eukaryota, Metazoa, Chordata, Mammalia, Artiodactyla, Cervidae. Gene Ontology annotation, biological process: mitochondrial translation. Gene Ontology annotation, cellular component: ribosome; mitochondrial small ribosomal subunit. Gene Ontology annotation, molecular function: structural constituent of ribosome.